AUUAUUAUUCUUUUUAUAUUUUUUAUUUGAAUUUGAUUUUUGAAGUUUAAAAAAUACUAGUUUAGAUUGUAAACACAUUAUAUUUUGUGAUUUUAUUCCCUUUUUUUUUUUAUAUGUAUUUACUACUCACUAGUAGUGCCUUUUUUUAAAAGUUUUUUUCCCAUCGAAAUCUACACAAAAAUAGGAACUUUACAUUGGAAUUUCCACCAGAUGGUUUGGGCCCACACUCUUUAGUCCAUAAAAUUAUGGGGGAACAAAAGUUAUCAUUUCCGCUAUCCUCAAAGUCAAAAAGUCAAACAAUACUACCGGGCACAGAUGGACGGCGGAGGAGCACCAGUGGCGCAUCCGGCAGUACGACCCAUAUCGUUCUUGCUCGGAAAUUGGAAAGGCGAAGGCGAGGGAGGUUUUCCCACCAUAUCCGCUUUCCGAUACGGCGAGGAACUCUGUUUUUCUCACCAUCCCAGCAAGCCCGUCAUGGCUUAUUCCCAGAAGACAUGGAAGCUAGAUUCCGGCGAACCGAUGCACGGCGAGAGCGGUUACUGGAGGCCCAAACCCGACGGUUCGAUCGAAGUCGUUAUAGCUCAGAGCACGGGUCUGGUGGAAGUUCAAAAGGGGACAUUCGAUUCGGAAGAGAAGAUCGUGAGGCUUAAAAGCACGGUGGUCGGAAACGCAUCUAAGGUGAAGGAGAUAAAUCGGGAAUUUAAGGUUGAUGAUGACGGUGGAGAAUUAUCGUACGUGGUUGAAAUGGCUACUAAUAACGUCACGCCUUCACAACCGCAUCUCAAGGCUUCCCUCAAGAAGAUCUGAUUCAAUCAUCUGAAAUCCUGAAUCUUUAAUGGAGUAGUAGUUAAUAAUUUCUGACUACGAAAAGAUUUUCAUUUUAUGGAAUAAAUUUUGUAUUUGUGCCCUUCCGUGGUGUUACAUCUUAGCCAAUGAUCUAUCAUUAUAUGUACCAUUUGCACUUUGUAAUAUGCCCCAAAGUUUUCUGUUUCCAUUUCAUUUUGACGAUAAAUCCAUUCAUAUUAGUAUGUGGAAAACACUUGGAUUUAUUGAUUUAAAGCUAACUAAGCGAUUUAAACUCUUGAAACGCGGUUAAAAUAAAUAUUCUUUUUGUCUUAAAAUAAUUGUAUUAAAAUUAUAAUAAUUUAAUAAAAGUG
Oldenlandia corymbosa var. corymbosa is the source of this 1157-nucleotide messenger RNA. NCBI's taxonomy places the organism in Eukaryota, Viridiplantae, Streptophyta, Magnoliopsida, Gentianales, Rubiaceae. The record is from the annotation of a GenBank genome assembly.